This is a messenger RNA of Phoenix dactylifera (date palm), 1221 nucleotides long. Its product is annotated as E3 ubiquitin ligase BIG BROTHER-related. Lineage: Eukaryota; Viridiplantae; Streptophyta; Magnoliopsida; Arecales; Arecaceae. The record is from RefSeq and is a predicted model, not a curated record.
CAUUCCUUGCGAUCAUUCCUUAUUCCCUUUCGUAGUAUUAAAGUACGGUUUAAAUUUGUUUCGCUUCUCCAUUCUCUCUUUCUCUCCCGAUGGAGGACUCGAAGGAGAGCGGCGCUGGAGAUAAGAUUGCCGAGGAAAGCCCUAGCCCCAACCCUCCGCUGCCGGCGGAGGGGGAGGCCGGGCCUGCCGUGGGGGUGGCGCCGCCUCCCGCGAUGCCGCCCUCCCGGAUGCCGUUCACCAGCCUCAGCCAGGUGGACGCCGACCUCGCCCUCGCCCGCGCCCUCCAAGAGCAGGAGCGGGCGUACAUGAUGCUGCGGAUGAACGGUGGCCAUGGAAGCGAUUUCGAGAGUUCCGACGCUGGGAGCUACGAGUAUGAGGACGGAGACGAACCGGAACACCCGAUCGACGAGGGGGGGAGCGCCGAGGGGAGCGAUUACGGCGAGGAUGCGUUCGAUGCCAACGAUCGGUCUGUCGAUCCUGCCGAAUUUGAGAGCGACGAGGCCUUUGCGAGGGCGCUGCAGAAUGCCGAGGAAGCAGAGGUGGCCGUCCGGUUGAUGGCCCUUUCCGGAUUGAAUGAUUGGGCUGUAGAGGACCACGAGGACCAUGACAGUCACUCUCAGGAUGCUUGGGAAGAGGUUGAUCCAGAUGACUAUUCUUAUGAGGAACUAGUUGCAUUGGGUGAGGUAGUUGGAACUGAGAACAGAGGCCUCUCUGCUGACACAAUAGCCUCUCUGCCUUCAGUCAACUACAAGGCAGGAAGUGCGCAAGAUGGCAACACUGAUCAAUGUGUUAUUUGUCGGCUGGAGUAUGAGGAUGGUGAAUCUCUAGUUAUGCUUUCAUGCAAGCACACAUAUCAUUCUGAGUGUAUAAACAAGUGGCUUCUAAUAAACAAGGUAUGUCCAGUCUGCAGCACCGAGGUUUCUACCUCCGGAACUAAGCAGGAAUGACACCUGAUAGAAUUUGCCAUUGCCUUAUUUGAAUGCUAUAACGAGACAGCUCCUCUGGGAGUAUUUGUCUGAAAUACUGCGUCCACCAGUACUCAUGGUCAAAUGGAGGAGUUAGAUGCUGUUAACUUAUAUGCAUAAAUUGCUAAAAUUGCACAACGUGCUCCAAUCUAUAAAUUCAUUAACCUCUUCAAUUUAUUGCACCUCUCUAGUCUUUGUCCUUUCAGAGUUUGUUGGGUAAAUUACCCUGCUUCAUAUUGAUGCCUUCAUAAUUCUA